CGAACACAGGGAGGAAUGGGGGCGGUUGUGAGCGGGUUCCUCACAGAGCUGCAGCACUGGAGCCUGAAGGCGCCUUUGUUUCAGGCCUACUUGGAGAUGAACUACAAGGAGGCGGUGAUAGCAGCUGUGAAAUACGGUGAGACCGUGCCGGUGCUGGUGAACGGGAAGCAGGUGAAGAUCAGCGUGGCAGAGAAGCCCAAAGCGUCUCCCAGCCAGGCCAAAACAAGCAUCAGAAAGAAGCCUCGGAUCACCAAGAAAGUGGCCCCAAGCACCAGGAAGCACCCAACCACCUCCACCGCCGCCACCAAGACCUCACGAAUGAUUGCAGGCAAAAAGGAGAAAAGCAAGAAGCCCCUGGGGACCAAAGAGAGUAAACCUGGGAAGACUUCAGACACUGCAGAUCCAUCGGAAGAAAGUGAAUCCAAAGAGCUUCAGAGCUCACCAGAAAGCGGGAUGGCAGCUGGGGAAGGAGGGCUGGCCGAGCCGAGCGGCGCCGCAGGAGGGGACGACGGCGUCACAGAGCCAGCGAAGGCAGGAGAGGCUCAGUGCAAAGCAGCGGGCAAUGCUGCGCCCUUACCGGACAAAGCCGCCCGGGUGCUGCAGGCGGCGCCCGUGGGCUCGGAUGGGCAGAAGGAAGCUUUACGUGAUGGAGAAGCUUCUGAAGUGACGGUGAAGAGCGAAGAAGCAGCGGAGCUGGGCAGCAAGGUCAGUGCCAUGGGGCUUCGUCCUGGGGCUGCUUCAUAGAACCAUGGAA
Lagopus leucura (white-tailed ptarmigan) is the source of this 754-nucleotide messenger RNA. RefSeq lists its product as uncharacterized. The record is from RefSeq and is a predicted model, not a curated record. Bases 16 to 744 code for a protein of 242 amino acids. NCBI's taxonomy places the organism in Eukaryota, Metazoa, Chordata, Aves, Galliformes, Phasianidae. The transcript is spliced from 7 exons.